CACGAUAGGGGUGGAAAAAGGAGAAAGACAGUAUGCCCCCGUGAGCGCUUCCCUAGAGCCUAGAUGACCCUGAGGUUCUAGCCUCUGGCCACCACUCCCCAGUUUGCUGGCUACUCCUUGGGAAGCUGUUUGUUGAUUUACCCGCUAGGGUUUCUAGCUUUCACCUGAGGAUCUAAGACCCCUCGGUCCUCGUGCAGUGGUGCACGCCUUGGGAGGCGGGGUCGUGCUUGGAGCCAAUGAGAGCUUGCGGGGUGGAGGGGUAGGGAAACUUCCAGAGGCCUACGACGGCGGGGAAGUUAUAAAGGGGGUACGGGUAGGCCAGCGAGCGAGCCAUGCAGUCCAAGCGGGAGUGUGAGCUGUGGUGUGAGAGAGUGAAUCCAGAGAACAAGGCGGCACUGGAGGCAUGGGUCAGGGAGACUGGCAUUCGCCUGGUGCAGGUGAACGGGCAGAGAAAGUACGGCGGACCACCCCCAGGCUGGGUGGGCAGCCCACCGCCCGCCGGGUCAGAGCCGCUGGGUCCGGGCCUCCAGGAGGCGCUGCUCCUGCCCAGCCCAGCGCCGGCGCCCGUGCAGAUCGCGCUGCUCAAGUUCAGCUCUCACCGCGCCGCUGCCAUGGCCAAAAAGUCCCUGGUGGAAGGGCAGUCACGCCUCUGUGGAGAGCAGGUGGCUGUGGAGUGGCUCAAGCCAGAGCUGAAGCAACGACUCCGCCAGCAGUUUGUAGGUCCUUCAUUGUGGUGUCUACAGCAGGAGGGCAGCCACUUGGCCCUGGCCAAGGACAAGCUAGAGUCCCAAGGGGCUCGGGCUGCCCUGCAGCUACUGUGCCAGCGAAUGAAGCUGGGCAACCCAGUGUUUCUCACCAAGUGUUUGAGCACAGGACCUGCUGGCUGGCACCGCUUCUGGUACCAGGUAGUGAUCCCUGGACAUCCAGUGCCUUUCAGCGGCCUUAUCUGGGUUGUGCUGGCCCCAGAUGGGCAGGAUGGGCAUGAGGUGGCCAAGGAUGCUGUGUCUACACGGCUGCUAGAAGCUCUGAGUGAGUCUGGGUCCAGCCUCUUGUGGUCCACUGGGGAUGAGGAAAGCACCAUGGUUAAGACCAAGUGACCCAUCCUCUCUCCACAGGCAGCCUGAAUGGGUAGGUAGAGCCUGUGUCAGUUCUUAACCCAGCAGGCCUGGGCAACCAGUCUGAUCCCAGGAGGGGGAAGGGCAUAGCCCUGCUCCAGACUCAACAUGCUUCCCUGCUGGAGCAGGGCCCCAGUACACCCUGGGACAGCUCAGGUUUGGCUUGAGUUAUGGUGAAGGUCCUUGCUUUCCCUUCUAGCUCAGA
This is a messenger RNA of Tupaia belangeri chinensis (Chinese tree shrew), 1320 nucleotides long. It is a transcript of the gene DND1, whose product is annotated as DND microRNA-mediated repression inhibitor 1. The transcript is spliced from 5 exons. Gene Ontology annotation, biological process: germ cell development. The coding region runs from base 333 to 1097 and encodes 254 amino acids. Lineage: Eukaryota; Metazoa; Chordata; Mammalia; Scandentia; Tupaiidae. The record is from RefSeq and is a predicted model, not a curated record. Gene Ontology annotation, molecular function: RNA binding.